AAAAUUCGAACUAAAAUCUCAUCCCAUCUAUGAUCUACUCCUAUAUAUGUAUGCAAAACAGUGGCAACUAAUUGUAUGCAGUUUUGAGUUAAUUCCAUUCACGACUGUCACUUCUCUUUCUCUCAUUUACUUCUCCUUGGCAGCAAAAGUUGGUGGCGAUGAAUCGGAGAAACGACGAGGAAGAACCUAAGUCAAUCCAUUUUCGGUAACGGAUUCAAAGAAAAAGGAGAACGAAGUUGCUACAUGGGAAUCAGAUUUAAAGGAAAAAGAGAGGGUUGUAGUGUAGAUAGGUCGUUUUCCGAGUCUGGAUUUCUGAGGAAGGUGUUUGAGGCAGAGGAUGGUGAUCACAAGCUGGUUGUGAUCGCAGUCCAUGCGGUUAUGCUGGAGUCUGGAUUUGUAGGUUUUGAUGCGAGAGCAAAUGCAGUGGUUGAUGGGUUGCAGUUGCGGUUGGGUCUGUCCUACACUCUGCCUGAGUGUGUUGUCGCCUCCGGUGAAGCUAUUAAGCAUGUGGUUUUGAAGUUUCAGAGUUUGGGGAAUUACUUGAAUGUUCACGGUACAUUAGUCAAUGGAUCAGCCAAGGGAGGGCGCUGCCUUUUUAGGGUGCGAUUGAACGAGGACGAAUUGAUUCCUUUGCUGAACCUUGUGCGGGCGAAUAGUGGCGUGAUGGAGAAUGUAGGUGGAGAAGGAGGUGUUGAGGUUUUGGGGGACCGUGAAGGACAAGUUGGCGCUGCCGUUGUUGAUUGAUCUAUGCGAGGAGGCCGGUUUGGUGCUUCCUCCCUGCUUCAUGCGUCUGCCAAGUGAGCUCAUGCAGAAAAUCUUGGCAUGCUUGCCCGAUGCUGAUGUAGCAAGGGUGAAAUGUGUGUGCUCGGAGCUGAGGUAUAUUGGGUGGUCAACGUGAGUUAGAACAAGGCGUUUGCGAUGCCUUGCCAAUAGAGUUAGAGCGAACCCAAAUGGGCGUUGUUUAUAGUAGUUCUUGGCUUGGUUAGAUAGGUUUCAAGGUUUAUGACAGAUAAUGUCAACGCAAUGUUUCAUUUAACGAAACCAAGUUUAGU
Molecule: messenger RNA, 1052 nt
Organism: Salvia hispanica
Lineage: Eukaryota; Viridiplantae; Streptophyta; Magnoliopsida; Lamiales; Lamiaceae
Source: RefSeq, a predicted model, not a curated record